Trichoderma harzianum CBS 226.95 is the source of this 864-nucleotide messenger RNA. RefSeq lists its product as hypothetical. NCBI's taxonomy places the organism in Eukaryota, Fungi, Ascomycota, Sordariomycetes, Hypocreales, Hypocreaceae. The record is from RefSeq and is a predicted model, not a curated record. The coding region runs from base 1 to 813 and encodes 270 amino acids. The transcript has a single exon.
AUGUAUCCCCCGUGGAAAGCUAGCUAUGAGAGAGUUCAUGGAACUGAUAGUUCAGAUCCGCAAUCGGAUGACGAAUUAUCACUACGUCCCAAAGAACGCUGCGGUAAAUGGAGGAAUGGCUUCCAUCGGGAGAGGAGACUUACCUACGUGCUCUCUUGUUUUCUUGGCAUAGGAAUGCUUAUUGGUGCAUUUGGUCUUGGAUAUACCAUAGGACAAAUUAAGUCAGCACCAGAAGCGCACCAAAAAAGUCAUGUUGAUCAACAUCAACAUCAACAUGAACAUCAAAGUGAACAUGGACAUUAUCAACCCGCCGACGGUCACAGUGGCCACAGUGCUCAUAUCAACGCGAAUGGCAGUGAUAAUGGGACAAGCCCGAUCAAACGCGUUUGUGGCAACACAGAAGCUGAGGCAAUAGCGCUCGGCUGUAGAUUUGAUCUCAUGACAUGGGCAUGGCUCUCUUCUUCAUGCCCGCGAUAUGCGAGUGAUGAGUUUAUAACGGCCGAUUCAGAACCAUGGAGAUAUUACAUGGAUGUACAAGGCUUCCUUGAGGUUAGAGGGGAUAAUUGGACAAGUGCACUCAAUAACCAGGUGCCCAUUUACGUGGAACGGCGCGAACACAUCACCCAUUGUUUAUACACGUUCCUCAGCAUGGCACAAGCGAUACGCGACGGAACCCAGACCUUUCCUCGUCUGUCAGGCUACGGUCAUAUCAGGCACUGCGUUAUGAUUGUGCUGGAUUCUGCCAAAUUUGAUCCGGCCUGGAAGAACAUCGAUACGGAUAUAGGUAUCGCAUCUUACGAUGAAGGCUGUUAAGUCCAAGACAUAUCUUUUACAAUUCUUGCACACACAGCCGUUAGAGAAAAU